Molecule: messenger RNA, 939 nt
Organism: Anopheles coustani
Lineage: Eukaryota; Metazoa; Arthropoda; Insecta; Diptera; Culicidae
Exons: 1
Coding region: 1-939 (312 amino acids)
Source: RefSeq, a predicted model, not a curated record
AUGAUGCGUAGCCCGCCGUUUCCACCGGGUACAGCAGAAACCCCCACCGCGUCGAUAGCCCCUGAAAUCGGAUUUAUAGCCCCUGGCCCACCAACAAUCGAGUCACACUUCUCGCGCGAUUCCUCUACCGACCCGCCGGAAUUUCAAGUGGAGAUUGUGAAUACAAUGCGCCUCAAGCCACCCGAAUUGGAUACAACCGAUAUCCACACCUUUUUCUACGCUUCGGAAAAUUGGUUUGACGCAUGGAAUAUCGCUCCGAGCCACCACGUCAAACGGUUCAAUAUACUGAAGACACAAAUACCGACGCGAAUCCUCCCUCAGCUGCGCCAUCUUCUCGAUAACGUGCCCAACGCUGACCGCUACGAAGCUGCGAAAAGGACAAUCGUCCAACAUUUCGAGGAGUCGCAACGCAGCCGCUUACACCGAUUGUUAUCCGAUAUGAACCUCGGCGAUCGGAAACCGUCCCAACUGCUAGCCGAAAUGCGACGCACGGCAAACGGAGCAAUCUCAGACUCCAUGUUGGUUGACCUCUGGAUAGGACGUUUACCGCCAUACAUACAAUCCGCGGUGAUCGCCGUCUCGCCAGACGUUGAAGAUAAGGCAAAGGUGGCCGAUUCCGUCCUAGAUUCGUUCGCUUUGUACCACCAAACGGGUGCAUACCAACAGGUGUCGGAGGUUCGAAAUGGGGAAGUGGACCGCCUCACGAGACAAGUAGCAGAAUUGACGCAGCGUUUAGACACCGUGCUGGAACAAUUGAAUCGAGGUCGCAACCGGUCUCGAUCACGUACCCGAAUGCAGCCCGCCCAAUCUACUAGUAGCGUCGAAAACGACUUGUGUUACUACCACCAGCGUUACGGUCAACAAGCUCGCAACUGCCGAGCCCCGUGCUCGUUUGUUAACCGUCAACAACGGAAUAAUGCAUCGUCGUCGUCGGCGUGA